UGACUGCCUGCGACGUUCGCCGCCCGUCUGUUACUUGAACACGUACUCACUUUUAUCGCUCGCGAUAAGAAAAUUAAAAAAAAAAAAACAGUGUUUUUAUUAUUCCACUACUCUGUUUCAUUCUCCAUCCAUUUUUAUCAAUUUCAAAUUACAUUCGUCGGAAGAUUUGAUUCGUCUGAGAGUUCCUUACUGGAUUGAGGAUAUAAUGCUGAGGCAUCAUGAAAAGCUGAAAAAACUACAGAUGGUAUUUCUGGUUUCCUGGGACGGAUUUUAACACACUUUUGAGUACAUUUCCGUCGCGUGCAGGACUGGUGAAAAGAGCAGUAUGAAAGCAUACUCAUACCCACAGUUUACUAAAGAGAGUUGGACGAACAGGGUCUAAGAAUAUCACGAGUAGAUCAUUGAACCAGGCACUUCCACGUGCUAGGAAGACUGAGAAAGUAAACGUUUAUCGUGUGAGAUCUCUGUGCAAGGAUUUGAGGAAGGAUGUCCGAUAAAUCGAGUUCUGAUGAGGACCGGUACGAUAUCGACGAUUUGGAAAUCAUCAAAACAAUCGGUACUGGAACAUUUGGAAGAGUUGUACUCUGCAGACAUCAAGGUAUCCCAAUGGCCUUGAAGAUCCUUUCAAUGGUAGAUGUCAUCAGACUAAAACAGGUUGACCAUGUCAAAAAUGAAAUUAACGUUUUAAAGGAAGUUAAUCACCCCUUUAUCGUAAACAUGUUGUGGAGUGGCAAAGAUGAUGCUAGGAUUUACAUGCUUCUCGAAUUUGUUGCUGGAGGAGAACUCUUUUCGUAUUUGAGAGCAGCUGGCCGAUUUUCAGGACGAACCGGCUGUUUUUAUGCCGCAGAGAUUGUCUGUGCUCUUGAUUAUUUGCACAGUAAACAUAUCGUCUACAGAGACCUGAAACCAGAAAAUUUGCUUCUGGACAUCCAAGGUCAUCUGAAGAUUACGGAUUUUGGCUUUUCAAAGAAGCUGACAGAUAGAACGUGGACUCUUUGUGGAACCCCAGAAUAUUUAGCACCAGAGAUUAUUCAAAGUAAGGGGCACAACAAGGCUGUGGAUUGGUGGGCUCUGGGAGUUUUAAUUUACGAGAUGUUGGCAGGAUUUCCGCCCUUUUACGAUGACAAUCCUUUCGGUAUUUAUGAAAAAAUCCUGAGUGGAAGGAUAGAGUGGCCGAAGCAUAUGGAUCCAAUUGUCAAGGAUUUAGUGAAGAAGCUGCUGGUUACAGACAGGACGAAACGACUUGGAAAUAUGAGACAGGGUGCUGAAGAUAUCAAAAGGCAUCGAUGGUUCAAACUUGUCGAUUGGGCACAGGUGCCCCAAAAAGCCUUAACGCCUCCAAUCUGUCCGAGAUUGAAAGCUCCCGAGGAUUCAAGUUGUUUCGAUGAUUAUCCGGAAAUUGAUUGGCGCUCACAACCCCCGCCUCCACCAGAUCAACUGGUUCUUUUUCAGGAUUUUUGACAGUCAAAGUACCUUACUAAAAUCGAAUUUUAAACGCCAUCUUGCCAAGAAGCAAUCUGCUCUAGACGUGAUAUUAGUAUUUUACUGAACAAGAGCGAACAUUUUAUUUUGUUAUAAAAAUGAUCUUUCACUACUGAAAAAUAUCUCGACAUCUCCUCAUAGUUUUAAGGCUAACAUUUACAUUGGUGCCAAAAGGUUUUUUUUUGUCGAGUUCUUAUCUACGUUAAUAAUGAGUUUAUGCCUAUGCAUUUACCUGGCCGUGAAUCUACCAAUAAUGAAGAUCUGAACUCGAUGCGAAAAAAAUGACGUUGUAAAUGUACCCUAAAUAGUGGAAUUACUCGAAAUUGGAUAUUUCGAGCUUUGCGAUAAUAAAUUUGCGCUUCUCAGCACUUUUGUUACAUGAAUAAGUGCAAAUAGGAUUAAGGCUGUGAUUUGAAAACGUGCGUGAGAAAAUCCUGCAGAGAAUUUAACAUCUGUUUUUAAUCGAGCGAAUCACAUUAAUUGAGAGCAAAGAUUCCUUCCAUAUAAUUGCCAAGAAUUCCUGGGAAUCUGAAACUCGAUUCAACAGAUAACAUGAAAUUUAAUUAUUGUAAUAAUUUAAUACUACUUUUAAGAUAAGUUAAUUUAUAAAUGUAGUCGUUAUUUAAUUUUAUGGCAGUUUGCUCAUAAAUGUUUAUUUAUUGAGAGUUAACCAUUACCUUUUUUAAUUAUAUCAAUUCUGGUUAUUUGGAAGCGAAGAUAUGAAAUCAUGAGAAGAAUGGACGAAAAAAUUUAAAUUUAGAGCGAGAUUGUUUAAAUUUAUUAUUUGUUAUGAGUAAUUAAUAAUUAUGUAAAUUUUAAGGAAACUAAAUACCACUCUGGAAGCACUUUGGGAACUCAGAUUGAUAUUUAAUAAAUUUAAAUUGAUUUGACAAUUUAAAAAAAAA
Messenger RNA from Belonocnema kinseyi, 2387 nucleotides. RefSeq names its product cAMP-dependent protein kinase catalytic subunit 3 (gene Pka-C3). The transcript has 6 exons. Bases 487 to 1461 code for a protein of 324 amino acids. The record is from RefSeq and is a predicted model, not a curated record. Gene Ontology annotation, molecular function: ATP binding; protein serine/threonine kinase activity. Gene Ontology annotation, biological process: protein phosphorylation. NCBI's taxonomy places the organism in Eukaryota, Metazoa, Arthropoda, Insecta, Hymenoptera, Cynipidae.